UGUUUUCAUAAAACUCACCAUGUUGGUGAACGUUGUCUCGGACAUUUUGGUAGCUUAGUCCCGUUGAUUUUUCCAGGGUUGGAACCAUUGAGCGUACAGCCAGCGUUAAUGCAGAUCCCGCCGAGCAGCCGGGUAGUCAUGGCCGCUGCGUUAAAUGGAGAAACUGGAUUGGCUUCUGGCUCCUUGGAUUAUGCAACAACUUUGCUUAUGUGGUCAUGCUGAGCGCGGCCCACGACAUCCUCGAAAAGCAAGAAUCAAAAAACUCCACAUCUGCCUCAGAUAAACUGACUGUGGACUUUCGAGCUGGGAACAAUAGCAAUAGUAGUGGGUAUGACUGCAGUCCCGUCACCACAGGGGCUGUGCUGUUAGCUGACAUCCUUCCAACGCUCAUCAUCAAGCUUUUUGCUCCCUUUGUAAUCCACAAAGUACCUUAUGGUUUUCGAGUGCUGUUUUGUGUCACCAUGGCAGCAGCAAGUUUCCUGCUUGUGUCCUGUUCCUCUGCUGUGUGGAUAAGUAUUGUUGGAGUGAUCUUUGCCAGUAUAAGCUCUGGACUGGGAGAACUAUCUUUCCUGUCUCUUAGUGUCUUCUUCGACAGGAAUGUUUUGGAAGGCUGGGGGUCUGGGACUGGUGGCGCUGGUGUUGCUGGCUCCUUUCUCUACUCAGGCCUCAUCCAAGUGGGUCUGUCACCCCAGAUCACACUAUGUAUCAUGCUGGUUGUCCCGUUUGCAAUGCUGGUUAGCUAUUUUGGUGUGCUGGCUCCUGUACCUUCUUUACCUCAGUGGAGGAGGUCAGAGUUGGAGUAUGCAGCUGUGGAUUCCGAGGAACAACAGCAGCUGAUGGAUGAAUCAGAAGAUGAGGAACAGGAGACUUCAGCUUCAGAGGACAGAACCAGGGGAUCUGUUACCCUAAAGGAGAAGUACUAUGUCAUCAAAGGUUUGGUACGGUUUGUUGCUCCACUGGGACUGGUCUACUUUGCUGAGUACUUCAUCAACCAAGGCUUGGUACCAGACCCUAUACCAGGUUGGUGUGCUGGUGUCCCGAUCCUCUCUGUAUUGCAUAAAGUUCAGGAGAGUGUGGAUUUUCUCCUUGCUGCAGUAACCUUACACGCCAGUUAUUGUAAAUUAUUUUAUCUGGAUCUGGGAAUAAGAAAACUAAACCAUGUUUCAGUUCCAAGUCUGAAUCCAAUGGGAUUUACAGAUCUACAUGCUGACCAGGGUAACUACUGUGAAUAUUAGUGUUUCUCUAAGCGACAUGUUUAUUAGAGAAGGUUGUUUAGUAUUGUGUGUGUGAAUAUAUGUGACAUACAGAUAGUCAGAAAUACAAAAAACAUUGUUUAUCCCUGCUGCUAUAUGAAUAAAUUUGAAUACAACACAGACAUAAUGGAUUUUGGGGUUGGGGUAAGUAAGAAAACUCAACCAAACAAUUCAGAGCCAAAAUAUAAGCUUUUUUAAUCUUUGUUUUCUUACGGCAUACCGCAACAAACUGAAAAGGUCCAAGUCCUGUUGUACUAGUGUUCGAAGUUAACAUUAGGUAUAUUCCUGGAAAACUUGGUAUUCAAUUAUGUAAACGGUUGAUAAUCUGUUCUACUGGCAAAUCGAACAGCGCCACAACUACGUGUUGCAGCUUUCUGACCACAACCAUGGCAACAAAUCUGUCUUUGAA
Molecule: messenger RNA, 1662 nt
Organism: Girardinichthys multiradiatus
Lineage: Eukaryota; Metazoa; Chordata; Actinopteri; Cyprinodontiformes; Goodeidae
Product: battenin-like
Exons: 13
Coding region: 216-1235 (339 amino acids)
Biological process (GO): lysosome organization; regulation of intracellular pH
Cellular component (GO): lysosome; membrane
Source: RefSeq, a predicted model, not a curated record